Harpegnathos saltator (Jerdon's jumping ant) is the source of this 3255-nucleotide messenger RNA. It is a transcript of the gene dlp, whose product is annotated as glypican dally-like. The transcript has 8 exons. The annotation marks the transcript as partial. The record is from RefSeq and is a predicted model, not a curated record. Gene Ontology annotation, cellular component: synapse; extracellular region; cell surface. Lineage: Eukaryota; Metazoa; Arthropoda; Insecta; Hymenoptera; Formicidae. Gene Ontology annotation, biological process: regulation of signal transduction; regulation of protein localization to membrane; cell migration.
UUUACCGGAAACUCCUCUCAAGCGAGCGAGCGAGCGGCGUCUUGCGCCGCCUGCAAGUACCAGCUCUUCAAACACACUCGAGAGCCGCCGUUCGCGAAGGAACUGAAGGUAUGCGGCAGCGCGAGCAGCGGCGGCGAGGUAUGUUGCUCGGCCGACAUGGAAUUGAGACUGCAGGCGCGAGCGCGCGACAGCCACGAGAAGGCCACCAAAGAAACCCUCCACAAGCUGCAUCAGAUCCUGAGCAGCCGAGGAAACCGGUUCCACACGUUCUUCAAGGAGCUGUUGUCGACCAGCAAACGAGGUUUCCACGACAUGUUCAAGAAGACCUACGGGAUCCUCUACGAGCAGAACGCCUACGUCUUCACGGACUUCUUCCAGGAGCUGGAGAAUUAUUACGCCAAGGGGACGGUGGACCUGGAUGACGCCUUGGACAAUUUCUUCAACAUUCUAUACCAGAAGAUGUUCACCGUGCUGAACGGGCAAUACUCAUUCGACAACAAGUACCUGGAGUGCGUAAGCGAUCAUAUGAAGGAGAUGCGGCCGUUCGGCGACGUGCCGCAGAAAUUAAGCGUACAGAUCAAACGGUCUUUCGUGGCCACGAGGGCUUUCAGCCAGGCCUUAACUGUCGCCGCUAAUGUGUUGAAAAAUAUGCAAACGCUGAAACCGUCUACGGAUUGUGCAGCUGCCCUGACCAAGAUGACAGCCUGUCCGUACUGCAUCGGCAUACCGAACAACGUGCUGGCGUGCAACGACAUGUGCAGCAAUGUGAUGAAGGGUUGCUUGGCACAGCACGCGGCACUCGACGCUGAAUGGAAUCACUUCGUUGACGCCGUGGAUAAGAUCGCCGACCGGCUGAUCGGGCCGUUCAACAUCGAGGUGCUGGUACGGCCCAUCAACCUGAAGAUCUCCGAGGCGAUCAUGAACUUCCAGGAGAACAGCCAGGACGUGUCGCAGCGAGUGUUCACCGGCUGUGGCCGGCCGGUGCUGGGCAAACGCAGGCGUAGGGACAACCGCGAGCUGCAGCUGGAGUCGCUCAACUUUGAUCAGGAGACGCUGACGGACGAUCGCACCCAGGUGGCCGCGUACAUGGACAAGCUGGUGAAGGAGAUACGUCAACGGGUGCGCGACUCCAAGCAGUUCUGGAUCUACCUGCCGUACCGAUUGUGCAGCGACGGCCUGGUAGUUCCGCCCACCAACACGAAAGAGUGCUGGAAUGGCACGCACGUGGACAAGUAUAGAUACCCCGUAGCCUCGGAUGGCGAGUCUCAGAAAAAUAACGCGGAAGUGCGCAGCGUAGGGCAACGUUCGACCAUCGUCAGGGACCAGCUGUAUGCGCUCACCACCAUCACGAACAGGCUCAAGUCGGCGUUCAACGGCCAAGAUGUUGAUUGGAUCGACACGGAAGAGACAUACUACGGAUCUGGCAGCGGCUCAGGCGACGGUUCUUUCACCGACGACGAGGACGGCUUUAAGGAGAGCUCCGGCUACGGGCCGCCGGAGCCGGAGUCGCCGAAGCAGCCGCCGCCGCCGGUGAUGCACGAGGUAGAGACGCCGCCGCGGAUGAACAUCGAGCCAAAGACCGUCGGCGCGAGCAACGUCAACAAUCAGACGACCGCGGACAACGGCGCCAGCAGGCAGAAGAUGUCCCUAUCCAGGGCGCUGACGACGUACCUGCUGCCGAUAGUGAUGAUGUGGUUCGGCGGUUGCCUCACCGAGUGGCUGUGAUCGGGUGGAUCUCGGGACGAGCGUAGCACAGUGUAAAUAUUGGCCGGUUCGCGAACCGAUCGACAGAUCAUAUAGGAUGGACUUUUGGUUGGGAGGUUGCGCGUGGAUCGCUGCGACACGCUGCGCACCACCGUCGCGAAUUUGUUACGGAUGCGUGAAGAGGACACGUGUAUGGACGGCUUGGCACGGAAAGAAGGAAGGAAGAAGGAAGAAAGGAACAUACUUGAUGAGGGUCCACGUCCUCUCAUCUCACCUACGGACUUACCGAAGCGAUUACACACAGGUGUACUCGCGGCCAUAGAGUGCGGUGGUCGCUGACGCUGCGAGGCUGAAGGCGAGGCGAAUCGCGCGCGAUUAACGGAUUAUUGUUGGGGACAAGAGAGACGACGCUUCCUCUCAUGUGCGAAGAAAAUUAUACGAGCGCGAGUGACUCGGCGGGAGGCGCUUUCGUCUCGGCAGAUAGAAGAGAGUCUCGACGGAAACCUUUGAUGGGGUGUUCCGAGUAUUGUCCACCAUACGGUUUUAUUAUCGCUGCUGAGCUGGCGCGGGGUUAACAGCAUCUCUGAACGAUGAUUCUCUGCCUCCUCGGUGCUAGCUUGACGGGUACGCCUCCGCUGCGGACUCGGUCAUUCGCGUUCUCUUUCUUGUUCUCUUUCGCAUGAUGAUGCGAAAAUGCCUUUCGAAGUGUAGACGUGUACUUUUUCGAACUUGCGGAACGAUCGUAUCGAAUAGGAAACGGGUCUCUGAGAGCCCGCAAACGGUCGUCCUGUUUACCCGAUAGGAGAAACAGUCUCUGGGUGAAAUUGUUGCGCCAUUUAACGACAUUUCCGAAUUUUACAGCGGUACACCGUUGAAGUUAUCAGGCUCUGACUGCCAACAGAAGAGUAGGAAGGAACGGAGUGGAAGAGAUUUUAGAAAUUAUAUCACGGCGGUGGGAUAACCACAUUCCAGCUGGACCGAGUCUUUCCUCCUAAUCCUAGAUUUACUUUUUAUGGUCUUUUUGUCAGAAAUUAGGUAUUCCCUGUUUGGAAAUUCAGAUUUUUACAUAAGCGAGUUGCUUCGCGAAGAGAAGACAACUACACAUUCCGUGAUCGGAACAAGUUGUUUUUCCGCGCUUUCGAUGUGCGCCAUAUCGACCUUAUCGGAACUCUCUACUGCCAUUAAAUUCGAAUGCUGGGAAAUUCGAGCUUCCUCUUUAUCCGGAUAUUUCGCCGUGUUGUUCUCCUCGUCCAUCUCUCUUUGGGUCACGAGAGACGGACGAUAAGGGGCCGUGCCGUGCGGCCGCGAAGAAAACGAUCGUCGAUCGGACGACGCGACUGCAUAUCUCGAGUCCGUGUCGAUAGUUGCCGCUUGAAACUUGUCUCACGAGCACUCAGACUUGAAGAAUUUGGAGUCGCAUCUGAGCGUUUCCAAUUGAAUCAUACCAUGCAUUCAGUUUCAAAAUGGCUUUCCUUUAUGGGUGCAGUCGGAAAUGCAGCCGAUGGUCCAAUGAAAAAGAGAGAGAGAGAGAGAGAGAGAGAGAGAGAGAGA